Messenger RNA from Acipenser ruthenus (sterlet), 2463 nucleotides. RefSeq names its product M1-specific T cell receptor beta chain-like. Lineage: Eukaryota; Metazoa; Chordata; Actinopteri; Acipenseriformes; Acipenseridae. The coding region runs from base 677 to 1672 and encodes 331 amino acids. The record is from RefSeq and is a predicted model, not a curated record. The transcript is spliced from 6 exons.
ACACUGCAGAGCGCUCUAGCAGUAUAGGAAAGAGAGCUCCCCCCUCAACACUGCAGAGCGCUCUAGCAGUAUAGGAAAGAGAACUCCACUCUCAACACUGCAGAGCGCUCUAGCAGUAUAGGAAAGAGAACUCCACUCUCGACACUGCAGACCAGUAAUCUAAUCUAUGUAUUUACACUAUAUGUAUAUAUAUAUAUAUAUAUAUAUAUAUGUGUGUGUGUACUUUUUCUAUCCAGCUCAAGGACUUGUAAUACGAAACGUCCUGAUAUCAUUAAUUUAUUAUCAAUUAUUAAAACGAUGUACCUAUUUUUCAAAUUAUAUUAUAUAUGGAAUCGUCAUUAUGCUCGGGGUCUGUAAAAGAACAUUCUCCGAAGCUGACGCUGCAUUCUUCUGUAUGACGGCUUCACGCAGCCCCAACACUCCUACAACGCUGCACGGUGUGUUACAGACCCGGGUCCCGCGUUGAGGACCGCGCCGCGCCCGUUGCUUUGAGAGCAGGUGUGAGCAAUGCCGACGCCCACACAGCUGUCUAAACAGCACCGAGCGAGCUGAGAGAGGAGAGAGAGAGAGAGAGCCAGCCCAUGUGCAAGCGCAGCAGAUCUCGUUUCAGUGUUGAAACCACAGAGGCGCUGCACGGCGCGUUUUCAAACACACCGCGCUUCGGACUCCAGCGGCGAUGGCGUGCUGUUCGGCCGGCUGCCUGUUGCUUUUGGUCGCUCACUUUUUUCUCUUCCUCAGUGCAAAUCCCUCGUAUCUUUUCGCUCGGGUCGGACAGCCCCAGCCCGUGACCGUCCCCUGUGUCUUCGAUUGGAAACUCGACUCUACCGAUCAGGUCCGCUGGUUCCGAGACAACGCGAGCGGGGGACUGAGCGAUCUCGUCGCUGGUAGAUGCGGAGAUGCGGGCUCCCAAUGCACGGUUAACGAUGGAGCCGUCUCGCUGACAAUCCAGAACCCCCAGAGAAACGAUAGCGGGCGGUAUUACUGCGCUGAAUACAGCACCAGCUCUCUGAGGUUCUCAAACGGGUCCGUCGUGAUCGUGUCUGGAGGUUCGGAUGAUUCCUCUGUGAAUCGGUCAGUGUCUAUCCUGGCCCCCGCUGUCUCCGGCAGCGCGCUCGAUUCCAAUGCGACCCUGACGUUAGUGUGUCUGAUCCGGGGUCUCUCCUCGCCCUCGGUCCUGGUCCGAUGGUUCAUCUCCGGUAAGCUCACGGCGCAGGGGACGCCGAUCUCCGGGACCAAAGUGAAGGAGGGCGGAGAGGGAGAGGGAGACAGAUACGCCGCUACCAGCCGCCUGACAAUCCCGGUGGAGACGUGGAGAAGCGGGGCGCAGUGCGCAUGCGAGGCGCAAUGGGGCCAGGACGCUGCGAUGCUCAGCAGGAAUGUUUCAUACUCUGGGAUUCACGGAGCGGGUCUGGCUGCAGAGCGGUGUCUGGUUCAGUACGGCGUGUUCUCCGGGGUCUCCCUCCUCGCUCUCUCCGCGGCUCUCUGCGGCUGCGCGCUGUGGACCCGCCGCCCCUUCAAACCAGCGUCCACUGAAGACUCCACGUGCGUCACUUACAAACGAGCCCCCGGCGGCGGCGGCGUCCCAAAGAGAGGUGAAGAGGACAGCCUGGUCACCUACGCGAGCUUGGAGUUUGAAUCUCAGAAGAAGAACAGAAAGAAAAGACGCAUAUAAUCAGAAUUAUUCUUAUACUUAUAAUUAUUAUUAUUAUUAUUAUAAUGAUUCCUUUUUGUAAGCCGUGUCAUUAAACCACGCCCCCCCGUGCUUGCCACGGUGGGUGAGUAUGACGUCAUGACCAGACCACGCCCCCACCGCCGGUCUUGCUCUCAUGAGUUCAUCAGUAGAUGUUUUGUUUUUCCUUACGUGCUUGCGAUUUGUAAAGGAUGCAAAGUUCAAACGAUUAAUAUCUGUUUAUUAUUAUUAUUAUUAUUAUUAUUAUUAUUAUUAUUAGUUUAUUUAGCAGACGCCUUUAUCCAAGGCGACUUACAGAGACUAGGGUGUGUGAACUAUGCAUCAGCUGCAGAGUCACUUACAACUACGUCUCACCCGAAAGACGGAGCACAAGGAGGUGAAGUGACUUGCUCAGGGUCACACAAUGAGUCAGUGGCUGAGGUGGGAUUUGAACCGGGGACCUCCUGGUUACCAGCCCUUUUCUUUAACCGCUGGACCACACAGCUUCCUGCUUCAUACACACAGAUAUAUACACACACACAAAUCUCCACGGACUCUGAAAGACAUCCUGGUGCAAAUAUAACACGAGCAGCUUUUGAAACCUUAAAAUGAAACCCCUCUGCAAUUGUCUCUGUAUCAAAACUAUGAAAUUACAUCAGCAUGCUCUUCAUUAUUAAAUAAAUGAAUGAAUACAAUUGUUCACGCAUGCUUUCAUUUUGUUGAGUAUUCUUUAUUACUGGAUCUUUUCAUCAUUUCAAAAUAAUGACAAUAAUAAUAAUAAUAUUAAUAAUAAU